This is a messenger RNA of Thalassophryne amazonica, 4351 nucleotides long. Its product is annotated as phospholipid phosphatase-related protein type 4-like. Gene Ontology annotation, biological process: signal transduction; axonogenesis; phospholipid dephosphorylation. NCBI's taxonomy places the organism in Eukaryota, Metazoa, Chordata, Actinopteri, Batrachoidiformes, Batrachoididae. Gene Ontology annotation, molecular function: phosphatidate phosphatase activity. The record is from RefSeq and is a predicted model, not a curated record. The coding region runs from base 306 to 3146 and encodes 946 amino acids. The transcript is spliced from 11 exons.
UCUUUAAACGUUUAAACGCCUUUUCACCAUCUUCCCAGUCAGUAUAGACAGCCAGCAGCUGGCUGAGAGAACGUUCCAGCUCCUGUGGGUCAAUUCGGCGCUGACAGUUUUUUGAAGCGCAGAGAAAGAAUCCGCAUUUUUUGGGGGGCGUCUGAUAGACACAUCUGAUUAACAGACGUCGUCACUUUCAGACCGGGUGAUGCAGGUCUGUCGUUAAAGGACUGUGGAAUUCCGCCAAAAUUACGACGGGAAUCAAAUACAGCUGCCUGUCUCCCGGUACCGGGAGAGACCAGCGGCCGGCCGCCAUGUCCCGUGCCAAGGAGCGCCUGCGAUGCGGGAAGGAGACCAAGGACAGCGUCACCCUGCUGCCGUGCUUUUAUUUUGUAGAGCUUCCCAUCCUGGCCUCCUCUGUAGUCAGUCUUUACUUCCUGGAGCUGACGGAUAUUUUCCAGCCAGUGCAUUCUGGUUACAGUUGCAGUGACCGAAGUUUGUCUCUACCUUACAUCCUGCCAAGAGAAGAAGUCUGCACGCUGCCUCUGCUCUUCAGUUUGGCCUUUGCUGCUCCCACGGUCACUAUUCUGAUCGGGGAGGCCAUUGUGUACUGCUAUUUAUCCAGGAGGGCAUCCGUCAUUCAUACUGAAGCCAAUAUCAACGCUGCAGGCUGUAAUUUCAACUCCUACAUUCGCAGGGCUGUUCGCUUCAUAGGCGUCCAUAUCUUUGGACUGUGUGUAACCGCACUGAUAACAGACAUUCUUCAGUUGUCGACGGGUCAGCACACCCCCUACUGGCUGGAUGUUUGCAAACCUAACUUAACCCACAUUAACAUGCCUACAUGUGAAGAAACUUUUAUCUUGGAAGAUAUCUGCUCUGGACAGGACAUCAGUCUGAUCAAUGCUGGGAGGAAGUCUUUCCCUUCCCAGCAUGCAACUCUGGCUGCUUUUGCUGCUGUUUAUAUUUCAAUGUACUUCAGCACUGUACUGACAGACUCAGCUAAGCUGCUGAAGCCUCUCUUGGUGUUCUCUUUUGUAAUGCUGGCCAUCCUGGCCGGGUUAACAAGGAUCAUCCAGUUUAGAAACCAUCCUGUUGACGUCUACUGCGGCUGGUUACUUGGAGCAGCCAUUGCAGUUUAUCUGGGUGUAUAUGCAGUUGGAAAUUUUCAGCCCAGUGAAGAUCGGUCUAAAACCCGUUCACCUCCACCUAUUCUGAGAGAGCCCCCUCUGUCCUCCUUGUCCAAUGUCAGCCAGUCAACAGCUGGAAACAGCCAUCAAGGUCACCACAUGCUGGCUUCCAGCCAACCAGAAUCCAUCAUCACAAGAACGUCAUCCCAUACCUUGUCCCCGAACCGACCCGAGCCAGUCCUGACACGAAGCUCCUCCUACCGGGAACCCUCUUUGACCAGUCUGAAGCGGGCCAGUGCCGAGGUGGAGGUCAUAAGUUUAUCCAGUCCACUUGGCAACCGUGACAUGAUGACCUUCAAUAGUAGCACAUUGCCAAGGUCCCAUGGAGGCUCAACUUUGGAGGAGGGUCGUGUUCCUCGACGUCAUGCUUCAAUCCAUGCCUCGAUGGACUCAACUCGGUCCAAGCAGCUCCUUAGCCAAUGGAAGAACAAAAAUGACAACAGAAAGUUCUCUCUCCAAGUGAUGGAUGGAAUAAGGCCGGCCCCUUCUUCAUCUCCCCAGAGGAACAUGGAACUGCGCUGCUCUUCUGAGCCUUCUGCUGUUGGCUUGGAGGCAGAACUCCGCUCUGGGGGUCAUCUAGCAUCAGUAACUGGUCCUGAAACUGAGUUGCGUGCCGGCGCACACAUCCCUGCUCAGUACAUGAAACUAGCAGCGAGCUCUGUUCCUCUGGCCAAUCAUAAUCAUAUGGCUCACAAUGGCAGCACUGGAUUUGUUGGUGGUGCCAGAGUUUCCAUCCAAUCCCGGCCUGGUUCCUCCCAGCUAGUUCAUAUUCCUGAGGAGGAAAACUCUACCAGCAAAGAUCAAGAAAGUGAAUCAGAGGACAGCACGAUGGAUGGAGGUGGAUCAGUGAGAGAGAAGUGGCUGAGAGUAGCUGAGAAGACAACCAUCCCCUGCAGGCCGCUCAGUGCUGGAGGGCAGCCGCGACUGAUGCAGGUGAUCGCCCUGUCCAAACAGCAGGGUCUACUUCACUCCCCCCGCUCAGAGGACGGUGGCAGCACUGUCAGCUGCACUGGAUCCAUCCGGUACCGAGCCCUGACAGACCAGGACCCAUCACCGCCCGCUUCAACCACUGGAGCAGUCGGUGGAGGAGGUGGAGGUUUGGAAAGAAGUGGCAGCAUAAUUCGUGUUGAAGCUCACCCAGAGUCCAGAUCCAACAAACCCAUUGUAAAACCUCCGAGCACUGAUGGCAGUGGCUCCUGGCGAUGGAAACCACCUGAACAAAGACCUUCUCUUCGUCAGUCUGCGUUCGCCCUCAAUGACUUAAACAGGAACACAGACAGCUGUGAUUCUCUGAGGGAUGGAAUCUCAGUUGAUGGCCGAAGGAGUGUGAUAGGAACAGAAACAGAGACUGAAGGCGGAGGAUUAGGAGGAGUCAGUGUGUACAAUAAUAAUCAUCCACACAUUGUACAUCCUUUACAAACCAGUGACCCAAAAAUCUUCCAACACUCCAAUUUUAACCCAAACAAUCCCAGCAAUCCUAACUUUAACAACGCUCACCUUAACUACUACCCAACCACUAUGAAUUCCACUUCUCCCUUUACCAGCAGUGCCACAUUUGCUCCUCCCUUCCAUCCCCACCCUCAGGCCAUUACAACCAUCAGGGUGACCCCAGUGGAGAGGACAGCUGCUAGCAGCGACGGUGGCUCUGACUGCCAGUCAGUGGCCUCUUCCAGCCGUGAGUCCACGCUGCAAAGGAAAAACAGCACUAGUAUUGUCCAAAUGCCUGACCGUGCACCCACCCCUGACCUCCACAGCAACCACCAUCUCUGCGACGACGGCAACCCUCAUGACACUGAGAGCAGCAACCGUUUCUAUGACAACCAUGGCAACCGAUUUCAAGACAACCCCAACCACCCUAACAGACAAGGGAUAUUUGGCCGUCCAAGCCCGACUCCUCCACCUACCUUACCCCGCCCCAUCCUCACUCACACGCCACCUCCUACCCUGGGAUUGGCCUAUAAAGAAUGAAACAAUCGGCCCUAAAUUUAAUUGCUCUGUAUCUUUGAAAAACAAAAUCCCCCUGACCUGUUAUUUAAAAAAUAAAUCUGCUGUUAGCCAGGGUUGACCUGUAAGGGAUUAACUUCUGCACAUUUCUUAACUUCAGCUUUCAACCUGGUCAGUUAGGUAACACUGCUCACAUGACUCACCUGGGAUCAACAUUUCUGUCCCUUCUGUCUACCGUCUGGUUUGGUCCCAAAACUAAUGGUGACGGUGUGGUCUGCUUCCAAUCACAAGCCGUAGAGUGCAGCCAAAAUUAACCCCACCCGCCCACCUGCCCACUGUUGAACCAGGCAGAAAGGAAGCAUAAAUCUCACAGCUCAAGAAAUACAAGGUGAGUCUGAGUCAUGAGUUUUCCUUCAUGUGUUUUUGCCUUGAACUGCUGGGUUUUCCAGCAAUUAUGGUUUUUGUAAAUGUCACCAAGUGGGUGCAUUUGCUUGAACAGAAUAAUGGGCUAAAUUAUCUGCUGAGCCUCCAGUGUGUCUGAGCGCUCACAGUCACCGAGCCGUCAAUGGCCUACAUGUUCGGUAUCUCUUACCUGUAUUCAUCCUGUUCACUAUCACACGAUCGGGUAUGUACGCUUUUGAGUGACAUUGACAUUGACAUUGAAAUUACCAUUCAAAGCCAACUGCUGUGCUUCGUUUGUACAAAUGAAUGUGGGCGGCUGCAGUGGAAUUAAAACCUGCUGUUUUGUACAGGAGUCCACUUUGGGCAAUAAUCGCCUCUUUGUUCAUGAUGGUGUUGUGUUGGUGUUGAUAACAUUAUAACAAGAGGCAGAAGUAAUGUAUUUGUAUUUUCCACAUGCUGUGUUUUUAAAAUGUGCAGUAUAUGAAUAAUGCAUAUCAUUGCUGUGCUGUGCACUGGUAUAUACAGUAUGUCAAUCAUCUGAGCACAUCGUGCUGAAGUCCAAAGACUGAGGUCAGCUAAGCAGUUGUUAUUUUGUUAAUUCAGCUGUCAUCACCAUCAUACUGAAGCCUGUACUCUUGAAAUGUUUGUUCGUGUUGGUCCAAUCAGUGUUCUGUCACGGUUUUAAGGCUGCAUCAUCUGCUUCAUUCGCGCUUUGCAAAAAUCACAUCCAUCGUGUUUGCAAAUGACCCCUAUGUUUUAUUUAUCAAUAAUUAUAUUUAAUUGUUAGCUGAAUGGUCAACUUAUUUUUCCAUCCAGAUGCACAGGGU